Messenger RNA from Ananas comosus (pineapple), 3198 nucleotides. Its product is annotated as proteoglycan 4-like. Gene Ontology annotation, molecular function: glutathione transferase activity; glutathione binding. Bases 117 to 2819 code for a protein of 900 amino acids. Gene Ontology annotation, cellular component: cytoplasm. The transcript is spliced from 4 exons. The record is from RefSeq and is a predicted model, not a curated record. Lineage: Eukaryota; Viridiplantae; Streptophyta; Magnoliopsida; Poales; Bromeliaceae.
UCUGCAGUGAGGUUUGGAACCUGCAUCACUUGGCCCACAAGAGAGGGACAUUGAGAUCUAGAGAGAGCUUACUAUAAAAUUUGCUCAUUUUUGUUUAGUUGUAGUCUCUCCUCCCCAUGGUGUCGGCUCCGGCGGGGCUGGGGAUGGCGGCGGCGCCAGAAGUGAAGGUGUACUAUGGAAAGCCGAUUCAACUCGACGUGUCGAGGGUGCUCGCGUGCCUCUACGAGAAGGACGUCAAGUUCAAACCCAUCGAUACGUUCCAGGGCAAGCCUAUGCCCGCCGACCUGAUCAAGCUUCAGGCGUCGACGAGAUCUCAAGUCAUCGGUUUCGAAGAUGGGCCCAUAUUUCUGCACGAUUCCCGAGCAAUAUGUCGCUACGUUGCUGAAAAGUACGCAGAUCGUGGGAAUAAAUACCUGCUGGGAAGAGAUCUGCUGGAGAGGGCUUCAAUCGAACAGUGGCUCAAGUUGGAGGAGCAGAGCUUCAACCCACCGAGCUGGGAACUCAUCUUGUACAUCGCCUUCGGUCCCCAUAUAAGCAACAGCGCGCCCGAUCGAGCUCUGAUUACACAGAGCGAGCGGAAGCUGGCCAAGGUGCUCGACAUUUACGAGCAAAGGCUGAGUCAGAGUAGAUAUCUGGCCGGCGACGAAUUCACCCUAGCAGAUCUCAAUCACCUCCCCAACUCUUACUACCUCGCCACUACUGGUUAUAGGGAUUACCUUUUUGACGAGAGGACGAACGUCAAGAGGUGGUUUGAAGAUAUCUCCGAUCGGCAGUCAUGGACUAAGGUGGUGGAGUUAAUGACUGAAGAGACUGGACUGAAAGUGCAUAAGGAGCCCACUGCUAUCGAAAAAGAUGCUUCCAAACCCCGGAAGCCCUCUAUUGAAGUAAAGAAGGAUGUGGCUUCCAGACAAAAGCCUGAGAAGGUCUUUUUAGUUCCACCUCCGACCAGUUUGGUCAGUUUGGUUUCUCCACCAGCUGAAAGUGUCGAGCCUCGAUCUGAUACUCCUCAAGAUGUUGCUCCCACCACUCCAGAAAAGGUGCCCACAUUUGAACAAGCCACCAAAGUAGUUCCUCCGAUUAAAGAAACAGCCACCGCUCGUGAAGCUAGCGCACAACCAGCCUUAGAAGCUCCGACCACCCCUCGAGCAGCUAAACCUUCUACACAGCCUCCACCUACUACAUCAGCUGUAAGUGCCAAGCCUCGAUAUGACACUCCUCCAGAUGUUGCUCCCACCACUCCAGAAAAGGCCGCUACAUCCAAACAACCCCCCGACAUAGCUCCUCCGACUAAAGAAACAGUCACCACUCGUGAAGUUAGUACACAGCCAGCUUUAGAAGCUCCGACCCCUCGAGCAGCUAAACCUUCCACACAGCCUCCACCUCCUACUCCACCAACUGAAAGUGCCGGGCCUCGAUAUGAUACUCCUCAAGAUGUUGCUCCCACCACUCCAGAAAAGGUCGCUACAUCCAAACAACCCCCCGACGUAGCUCCUCCGACUAAAGAAACAGCCACCACUCGUGAAGCUAGCACACAGCCAGCUUUGGGAGCUCAGACCCCUCAAGCAGCCAAAGCUUCUACACAGCCUUCACCUACUACUCAACCAACCGAGCAAGUGCCUACUUUUCCUCAAGUUCAAGCGGCAAAGGAAGCUACUCGUACAACUCAGAGCGAACUCGAAGGUGCUACAAGCCAGCAACAAAAUGUUACCGAACAGUUCCCAUCUCGUCCACUUGCUUCCCAAACAGCAACUCAGCCACCUAAAUCAAUUUCUACAACUAAGCCGGCCGGUCCAACUGCUCGUAUUGAACAGGCGGGAGCUCAACAAGAAGCAGCGGCCAAGAAGAUCACUGGCCAAACUUCUGAAAAGUCACAGCUUGCUGAUAAGAUCACCGGCCAAGAAGUUGAAGAAGCUGCUGCUCAAUCCAAAAAGUCAGCCGCAACAACUGAUAAGUCAACCACGGAAACGACCAGUUCUUCUCAGACAGCCAUGAGAACAAAGUCUAGUGACAAUACCGCCACUGAACAAGUUCAAGCCCAAGAGAAGUCUACACCGUCACUAAUACCAAGUGAUCUGAUGGUCAAUAGAGAAGCUGCUGAUCAAUCCAAAAAAUCAGUCUCCACAACUGAAAAGUCAUUCAUGGAAAAAAAUAGUUAUUCUCAGACGGGCGUGAGAAGAGAAUCUACCGAUAAUACCAUCACUAACAAGUCAACCACGAAGACAGCCACUUCUUCUCAGAUGGCCACGAGAACUGAGACUACCGACAAGACCACCACUGAACAAGCUCAAUCUCAAGAGAGGCAGCGAAGAGAUCAGAUGGACAGCAAAACAGCUCCACAAGCGCCUGACGAUUCUAAAGAACCAGCCUCAUCAGAUACUCAAUCAAGCACUCAAACUACCAACAAUUCCAAGCGCGGUACGGCAGCAUUGACUAACGGAAAAACGGCAACUGAAACAAUUCAAACUUCGUCACUCUCGAAUGGUGAGCUAAGUAGUUACAAAACCUCAACUUCUGAAACGUCCAAAGAAUCAUUGUCUACUGAGAAGGCUCACUCUCAAGAAGCUCAAAAAGCUGAAAAAUCUAUCACCCAAUCUGCAGAACCAGCCUCAUCAACUGGUAAGUCAAGCCCGGAAACAAGAACCCCUUCUAAAAGGCAAGGUCAAACACCGUCUAUCUCUGAGACCACUGGUACUCGUACCCAAUCUGGAGUUGCUCAUACUUCUGAGUCUACGCAAUCACCAAACUCCGGCAAUUUUGGAGCUAAAACAGAUACUUCUAUCGACUCGAAUAGCAAGUCAGAUUCACCCCUUCAGUCUUGAGGCUAAUCAUUUUCUACUCAAUUACAGUGAAAAUUCACUCAGCCAAGUCAUAAUCCUUGAAUGGUGCCCAGCCUUAAGCAACUUCAUCUAAAGCGAGAAUUCUAAUCCCAUGCAUUGCCAUCCAUACAUCAGAUCCUCCAACCUUUUAGCCAUGUCCUUCAUCUUGCCAGCCUAAAUAAGGUCCAGCCAUUGUGUUGUGUUUGGGCCAAAUGAGUUUCUUCUAUUACGGUUGUAAUACUCGUAUUUGCUUUUAGAAUUCCAUGUUUUUGCUGCUGCUAAAUUUCACUGAACUAUGAUGGUUUAAUUGUUUAAGCGUGUACAUGAAACAUACAGAAUGUUGUACUUUAUUUUGUGGAUGUAGAAGAAGUAUGGUUUGCUA